Ostreobium quekettii is the source of this 3450-nucleotide messenger RNA. NCBI's taxonomy places the organism in Eukaryota, Viridiplantae, Chlorophyta, Ulvophyceae, Bryopsidales, Ostreobiaceae. The record is from the annotation of a GenBank genome assembly.
GUCCAAAUGCUGGACCGGUGGGCGGAAACAGCGGAGUCUGAUUUAAUACUGGUCGAAGCGCUCCAGGGUAGCCCUCUGCUUCCAUCACAGACCAUGAGUGAUGUCCUUGAAACGGCCGUCUUGUAUAAUUCGUCCAAGUUCCCAUACUUGGCAAGGCCAGUCAGCGAUGGUGCUGUGAAGAAUAUGGAGUUGGCUUUGGAUGAAGCACAUAACGCCUCUGGGUACUUGUUAGAGCUAGCCAUGGAGGUAACCAAUAAUGCGAGGCGAGAGAUGCUUGCAGGAGACAAACUGCGGGAUGUAGUUUCAUCCAAAGGAAACAACAGCUUCCCUGGGGCUGUAGAUAAAUUGUCAGAAGCCAUAGCAGAGGCUGAGCAGUUUCCACACUUGCUGGGGGAAGUGGCAAACGCAAAGGUGCUCCAGGGGCAGUGGAGAAGACGCGCUCAGGCCAUGGAGCGUCUUGACACUGUGAUGAACCAAGUCAAAGCGCAUCCUGGGCAUCAUUCGAAAGGAAGGAAACAAGAGAAACCUGAUAGGGCAGAAGUCCAAGGAUUGGAUAUGCAAAUGCUAGAGAGCAGAGUGAAGUUGCUUGAGGUUGCCAUUGAGGAGGCAAAAGAGUCCAGCAUCAGUGUGGACAAAGCAAAGAGGCUGCUGAAGGAGCUGCAGGGCCAGGCUGCUGCUGCAGACGCUGCGUCGAACCUGGAUGCUGUAAUGGCCAAGAAACCUUGUGGUUCGGGUGUGCUGAAGGCAGCUCUUCUAAAAGCUGAAGCCGCGUGCAGCAGCGCCUCGGGCUCCUCUUUAACCAGCGGAGUGUGGUCACCAUCUGAGCUUUUGGUUCCAAAAGUGUCAGCAGCAAGGAAACGUAUGGAUGUUGAGAAAGCUGUAGAAGCCCUGGGGAGGGCCACAACCAGCUGCAAGACGGUGGCCGACCUUCCUAAACUGGAGGCGUCCAUCUUGUCAGCCAGAAAAGUGGGCGCAGAAGAGCUGGACCCUGAGGGGUAUACUGUUGCCAGUGAGCUCAGGGUCAGGCUGCACAAUGCAGCCAAAGUAAGGCAGGCCCUCGAAACGGCUGUCAGAAAUCUUCAAAAGCAACAACGACGAAUGGAUGCGGAAGAUGUGGAGCGGUUACUGCUGGAAGCUCGGGAUUGCGACGAGCUGCUUGCAGAGGAAACGGGAAAGGCCAGAGUCACUCUUGAGCAGUGGAAGUCUCAGGCUGAGAGUGAAGCCAAACUAUCCCUAGCGCUGCAAGAGGGCAUGAGUGCGGACCAGCUUUCCCAGGCCAUUCAGGAGGCAGCCACUGCUGGUGUGAAGGUGCAUGCUGCGAAACGCAUCUUGAAGCUGAUGCAAAGGCUGGAGAGCGCAUUACAGCAAGCUACUGACACGCCUUCCCGGUACUCUGAGCUCCAGGAGAUCGUGGAGGCAGCAGAGCAGGGCGGCGUUAAUUCAAGUGUCAUCGUGGCGGCUCGUGGCCAGCUGAAGAGCCUCCUGGCUGCGGGCGCCCUUGAGGCCCUGGAAGGGGUGCUGCAGAAGCAGGCCAACCUUGAUGUCAUUGAAAGGCGGACUGUGCUCGAGGCUGCUCUGGAGAAAGCCAGGGAGGUGACAGAAAUUGGACCCAAAGGCACAGCAGGCCUUGAGCUUGAGGAGGAAAGUCUUGGCGUCGAUGGCGAUAGCCCAGGCACCAAGGACACUGGCGAUGACAAGAGACAGUGCAUGCAUGUUGACGAUGUCACACAAGUCCAGAGGCUGGCCCAACAGGUGGUCGAUCUUCUAAAGAAAGAUGAAGUCGAAUUUGAACGACUGCAAGCGGAGAGGCAGGAGAAGGAGCGUGCGGAGCAAGAGCAAAGGGAACUCGAGCGCCUCGACCGAGAGAAGCGGGAGGUGGAGAGGCUGGAGAAGGAGCGCCAAGAGAAGGAGGAAAGGGAACGGCUGGAGGCAGAGAAGAAGGAGAAGGAGAGGGUGGAAAAGGACCGCAAGAAGCGCGAGGAAGUGGAGCUGGUGAUGGCGUUGGUCCACCAAGAGAGACCUGACAAACUGCGCAGGGAGCGGGCGCGUGCCGAUCGGCUGAAGCGCCUUGUCACCGCCCGCGACCUCAGGCCCAGUCCCAUUGGUCUGCAGACGCAUCCGAUGUGCUUCGAAGGCAGUGGAAACUUCGUUCAACAAGAGGGUUCGAUGGCUGGCGGGAUGUAUGACGGCGAUGCCAGUCUUGAGCAAGGGGAUUCGUUGAAUGCCCUGGACAACGAAGUGAGGAAGCUGAUAGACAGCUUGAACAUCGACGAUCCUGUGAUGGGAGCUGCAUUUGGUGACCUCCACGACACCACCUCCGGAGAACUCGGCCUUGUGGACACCACACCACCGCUGUACCAUGGGGGUUGCUCAUUGCCAGGACCAAUUCCAGACAUGACAGGCCGAGAGAUGUCACUUGGAGCUGGUCUGGAAUUUGGCGGCGAGGCAUCGAGGCCGCCGGUGGACUGGUCCAUGGACGCCUCCUCCUCCGUGGCCACCGCGCCGGACUUCAGCAUCGGCGCCACCCGGGGCGGCUCGAUGGACUUCGACGCGGGCGCGGACUCCUGGGCCCUCAAGGGCCUGCGGGACAUCCAGACGGGCCACAACGCCCCCUACUACGGCAUGCACGUCGACCUCGUCAAGUCCCUGAUGCAGGGCAGCGGAGGGGCAUCCCAAUGGGCCCAGCCCGCCGUGCCCCCGCGGCCCCUCAGCUCCUCCGACGCCGACACCUCCAAGUCCCUCGAGCGCCUGGGGAUCGCCAAGUCGGAGUUCGGCCGCCGCGGCGCCCAGGACUACGGUGCGUCAUCCGCCCUCGGGGCCAACCUGCCGAGCCAGGCCGGAGAUUCCGGGCUGUUGGGAUCCCUGUGGCGCCCGAGCGCCCAGGCCCCCCCCGGCGACGCAUCCCGCCCCGUGCUCCAGCCCCAGGGCGGGGGCGAGCCGGGCUUGGGCCAGUACUUCCAGCACGCGCCCUUCGGUGAGUCCGGCAGGCUGCGCGGGAUCGGCGACCCGCCGCCCAGCUCCGCGGGUCCGAUCGGGCCCCAGGGCCCGCCCAGCAUGCCGGGCUUCGCGUUCGGCGCGCCGGGCAACGCGGCGUUCAGCCACGGCCCGGCGAUGGGCCCCUUUAUCGGGACGUCCUCCCCGCUGGCGUCCAGCCCCAGGCGGGGCUUGGCGGGGAUGCUGGGCGGGAUGAGUCCCACGGGGAUGGGCGGGAGGGAGUUCGGGGGCGCCGGCGGCUUCGCGUCGCCCACCAACACCCAGAGCCCCUUUCCCGGCGUGGGCGUGGGGAUACCGGGGUCGGCGAACAAUUUGCUCAGGGCCAACCUGCGCAGCCUGUCGCUGCAGAGGAACCUGUCCGUGCAGCCGCCUGCGGACGUGGACCCGGUGGUGCCCGACGAGAUGGUGGCGCUGUCCGGGCUGUCCCGCAGGGACAGCACGCACUCGCAGCCCUGA